Messenger RNA from Closterium sp. Naga37s-1, 2724 nucleotides. Lineage: Eukaryota; Viridiplantae; Streptophyta; Zygnematophyceae; Desmidiales; Closteriaceae. The record is from the annotation of a GenBank genome assembly.
AUGAGCUAUAAUAUUCUGACACGCCCCAUUCUCCCGCUUUCCAUCACCCCGCCCCAUUCUCCCGCUUUCCAUCACCCCGCCCCAUUCUCCCGCUUUCCAUCACCCCGCCCCAUUCUUCCUCCUUCCAUCACCCCGCCCCAUUCUCCCGCUUUCCAUCACCCCGCCCCAUUCUCUCUCCUUCCAUCACCCCGCCCCAUUCUCCCGCUUUCCAUCACCCCGCCCCAUUCUCCCGCUUUCCAUCACCCCGCCCCAUUCUCCCGCUUUCCAUCACCCCGCCCCAUUCUCCCUCUUUCCAUCACCCCGCCCCAUUCUCCCUCCUUCCAUCACCCCGCCCCAUUCUACCGCUUUCCAUCACCCCGCCCCAUUCUCCCGCUUUCCAUCACCCCGCCCCAUUCUCCCGCUUUCCAUCAACCCGCCCCAUUCUCCCUCCUUCCAUCACCCCGCCCCAUUCUCCCUCCUUCCAUCACCCCGCCCCAUUCUCCCGCUUUUCAUCACCCCGCCCCAUUCUCCCGCUUUCCAUCACCCCGCCCCAUUCUCCCGCUUUCCAUCACCCCGCCCCAUUCUCCCGCUUUCCAUCACCCCGCCCCAUUCUCCCGCUUUCCAUCACCCCGCCCCAUUCUCCCGCUUUCCAUCACCCCGCCCCAUUCUCCCUUCUUCCAUCACCCCGCCCCAUUCUCCCGCUUUCCAUCACCCCGCCCCAUUCUCCCGCUUUCCAUCACCCCGCCCCAUUCUCCCGCUUUCCAUCACCCCGCCCCAUUCUCCCGUUUUCCAUCACCCCGCCCCAUUCUCCCGCAUUCCAUCACCCCGCCCCAUUCUCCCGCUUUCCAUCACCCCGCCCCAUUCUCCCGCUUUCCAUCACCCCGCCCCAUUCUUCCUCCUUCCAUCACCCCGCCCCAUUCUCCCGCUUUCCAUCACCCCGCCCCAUUCUCUCUCCUUCCAUCACCCCGCCCCAUUCUCCCGCUUUCCAUCACCCCGCCCCAUUCUCCCGCUUUCCAUCACCCCUCCCCAUUCUCCCGCUUUCCAUCACCCCGCCCCAUUUUCCCUCCUUCCAUCACCCCACCCCAUACUCCCUCCUUCCAUCACCCCACCCCAUUCUCCCACUUUUCAUCACCCCGGCCCAUUGUCCCGCUUUCCAUCACCCCGCCCCAUUCUCCCGCUUUCCAUCACCCCGCCCCAUUCUCCCGCUUUCCAUCACCCCGCCCCAUUCUCCCUCCUUCCAUCACCCCGCCCCAUUCUCCCGCUUUACAUCACCCCGCCCCAUUUUCCCUCCUUCCAUCACCCCACCCCAUACUCCCUCCUUCCAUCACCCCACCCCAUUCUCCCACUUUUCAUCACCCCGCCCCAUUCUCCCGCUUUCCAUCACCCCGCCCCAUUCUCCCGCUUUCCAUCCCCCCGCCCCAUUCUCCCGCUUUCCAUCACCCCUCCCCAUUCUCCCGCUUUCCAUCACCCCGCCCCAUUCUCCCGCUUUCCAUCACCCCGCCCCAUUCUCCCGCUUUACAUCACCCCGCCCCAUUCUCCCUCCUUCCAUCACCCCGCCCCAUUCUCCCUCCUUCCAUCACCCCGCCCCAUUCUCCCGCUUUUCAUCACCUCGCCCCAUUCUCCCGCUUUCCAUCACCCCACCUCAUUCUCCCGCUUUCCAUCACCCCGCCCCAUUCUCCCGCUUUCCAUCACCCCGCCCCAUUCUCCCGCUUUCCAUCACCCCGCCCCAUUCUCCCGCUUUUCAUCACCCCGCCCCAUUCUCCCGCUUUCCAUCACCCCGCCCCAUUCUCCCGCUUUCCAUCACCCCGCCCCAUUCUCCCGCUUUCCAUCACCCCGCCCCAUUCUCCCGCUUUCCAUCACCCCGUCCCAUUCUCCGUCCUUCCAUCACCACGCCCCAUUCUCCCUCCUUCCAUCACCCCGCCCCAUUCUCCCUCCUUCCAUCACCCCGCCCCAUUCUCCCGCUUUUCAUCACACCGCCCCAUUCUCCCGCUUUCCAUCACCCCGCCCCAUUCUCCCGCUUUCCAUCACCCCGCCCCAUUCUCCCGCUUUCCAUCACCCCGCCCCAUUCUCCCGCUUUCCAUCACCCCGCCCCAUUCUCCCGCUUUCCGUCACCCCGCCCCAUUCUCCCGCUUUCCAUCACCCCACCCCAUUCUCCCUCCUUCCAUCACCCCGCCCCAUUCUCCCGCUUUCCAUCACACCGCCCCAUUCUCCCGCUUUCCAUCACCCCGCCCCAUUCUCCCGCUUUCCAUCACCCCGCCCCAUUCUCCCGCUUUCCAUCACCCCGCCCCAUUCUCCCUCCUUCCAUCACCCCGCCACAUUCUCCCGCUUUCCAUCACCCCGCCCCAUUCUCCCGCUUUCCAUCACCCCGCCCCAUUCUCCCGCUUUCCAUCACCCCGCCCCAUUCUCCCGCUUUCCAUCACCCCGCCCCAUUCUCCCGCUUUCCAUCACCCCGCCCCAUUCUCCCGCUUUCCAUCACCCCGCCCCAUUCUCCCGCUUUCCAUCACCCCGCCCCAUUCUCCCUCUUUCCAUCACCCCGCCCCAUUCUCUCGCUUUCCAUCACCCCGCCCCAUUCUCCCGCUUUCCAUCACCCCGCCCCAUUCUCCCGCUUUUCAUCCCCCCGCCCCAUUCUCCCGCUUUCCAUCACCCCGCCCCAUUCUCCCGCUUUCCAUCACCCUGCCCCAUUCUCCCGCUUUCCAUCACCCCGCCCCAUUCUCCCGCUUUCCAUCACCCCGCCCUAGCACUUAG